AUGAGCAAUUUUUCCCGAUUUAAAUCACGCAUUUGUAAACCAGUAGCUCGAAAAAAGUUACACAUUUUUUGCGACGAACAGAGCUAUGCUGAUAAUUUAACUCGCCUGUAUAUAUACAAUGAGCUGAAUGGAAAAAACAGGAACGAGAAAGGCGCAUAUAGAGAAAAUAUAAAUAAAUAUGUGGGGAAAGUGUCAGCACAUUUAAAUAUUAACAAAGGAAAUGGUAACAUCAUAUUUUCCGUUCCCACUUUUUUGGAUAUUUUUUUCUUUAAUUAUUUCAAAUUUAAUCACAAGGCGAAAUUAGUUUUUCUGUACAGCGUUCUCAACAUUAAGACGCAAGAAAAAGCUCUACUCCAUCUGAAGCAAGAACAAAAUGAAAAGAAAAAAAAAAAAAUUUUAACACACUUGUGCGAAAUUCUUUUAAACUUCGACACCAACUAUGUACAGGAGAUACGUCUAAAGUACAUAAAUAAAUUUUAUCAGUCAAACGAUAGGGAAAAUAAAGGCCUCACGAAUCAACAGCAAAAGGUUAAUUAUCACCACCACGCCAUUAUCCCUCUAAGUAAUAGAAAAACCUUCAUACAGCACAUAGUAAACCAAACACAGAAUUUAAAAGAUUUGUCAAUUCUUAUUUGCAUUAUAAGAAAAGCAUCUUCGUUCCACACGUUCGAGUGCUCCAAAAUAUUAGACGCCCUGUUGAGAAAGGUUUAUUCACAUAUUAACAAUUUCUCCGUGACAUUGAAACCCAACUAUGCAUGCAGUUUGAGGAACUCCGAAUUUCUAUCCCUAAUAGAUAAGAGUAAAAUAGAACAAACCAAAACGGUAAAGAUACGGGACCUUCUUUAUUCCUUCUACCAACUUGUCUACCUUCAGCCGGGACAGAAAAUCCAAUUUAUUUUUUUAAAAAUUCUGGCUAUCCUUGGCAACAAUUGCGCGCAGCUUGGAAAGGACGACCAAGGCGUCUGGGGGGAAGCAGCAAACGAAACGAAUGCUAACGAAGCAAAUACGAACCCUGCGAAUACGAACCCUGCAAAUACGAACCGUGCAAAUGCGAACCCUGCAAAUGCGAACCCUGCAAAUACGAACCCGGCGACUACUCACUCCCCCGCGCAUAAUCUCUUCCUCUCGAACAAGGAUAUCGAACAACUCUUCUUCCUCCUCACUAAGAAUCUACACCUGAACGGCUACUUUAUGCACCCCCUAGUUAUGCUCUUCUAUGUGAAGCUGUUCGGGUUAACUCCCACAAUCACCUACUUUAAAAAAUUAAUUAAAAAAAACGAUCGAGCAAGUUGUUCCUUCUGCCCAAUUUCUAUGUUCCCAGAAAGUUCACAAACCUACCUCAAUUUUUUAAAAAAAACAGAUGUCCAAAAUUACUUCCACACCUUCUAUCAAACGGUGUGCAUCAAAUAUUUGUUAAAAAGAAAAAUAAAUUUCUGUGAACAUGUGAAUAAUUUCGACCAUUCUGUAUGCACAGGUAUGAUCCAUUCACCCCGUCUCAGCCAUUUUGUAUUUUACCAAAGGAUAGUUAACAAAAUAAUUGCCCGGUCUUUUUAUCUUUAUCAAGCGAAAAUCAAUCCAAAGGGAAAAUACGCUCACAAAUGGAUACACACAAUUACAAGCAGUGCACGUCAAAAAUAUAUAAACAAUUACAUCUACGACUUUACCAAUUGUAAGUUUUUUUAUUUAAUUUACAUCAGAGCAAUAAUUCGAGGUAGGAGAGCAGGGAAGAUAGUCGGAAAGUUCGCACCACGUGGUCUGCGUGGGAAGGAGGCAGCACAGAAUUUAUCAACCCUAGCUGUAUCUUAG
Plasmodium knowlesi strain H is the source of this 1806-nucleotide messenger RNA. Its product is annotated as conserved Plasmodium protein, unknown function. The coding region runs from base 1 to 1806 and encodes 601 amino acids. The record is from RefSeq and is a predicted model, not a curated record. NCBI's taxonomy places the organism in Eukaryota, Apicomplexa, Aconoidasida, Haemosporida, Plasmodiidae. The transcript has a single exon.